Molecule: messenger RNA, 3374 nt
Organism: Acanthaster planci (crown-of-thorns starfish)
Lineage: Eukaryota; Metazoa; Echinodermata; Asteroidea; Valvatida; Acanthasteridae
Gene: haspin
Product: histone H3 associated protein kinase
Biological process (GO): intracellular signal transduction; protein phosphorylation; mitotic cell cycle
Cellular component (GO): nucleus; cytoplasm
Molecular function (GO): ATP binding; histone H3T3 kinase activity
Source: RefSeq, a predicted model, not a curated record
CAAAUGGUCAGGAUGUUUUCUACUCGGAGCUGAACAAUUCUUCAAAUGACUUAAACUGGCUGCUCACGGUGCAAUGUUUCAAAUAUUCAACAGUAGAAAACAGCUGUAAACAGCAAAUUUUACCAGGGAUGUGUGGAAUGAAAAUCAACGCGAGCAGAUUUUCGUCUACAGCACCAGACUUGAAUGGCCGAGUCUAAACUCGCCUCUUCGCAAUGGCAUUCAGCUCUCGUGCACAGGUCGUUCGUACGUACGGCCGACACAAGAAGCGCACCAUCGCGGCCUGGAUCUCCCCCGAAGCCACCACCAAGGCCCAGCACGUCUUCAGCUCUCCCGAAAACCUCAGCUUCACUGAUGCCACUGUCGGCAGCACAACCAAUCAUUCGGGUGCACUGACUAACAGCAUUGAUAAGAGCAGCAGUCCCCAUACAGACGAAGAGUGGUUUCCUAACAAGAAAGCCCAGCACAAAGUCACGACAGCACUCAGGGAAAAGAAUGUCAAAUCCAGCCAGGCCAGAAAGAAGCCAGUGCCUAGGAAGGGCACGGCCAAGAAGCAACCGGUCAAUGGGAAAGAAAAUCGUGCGCAACUCCCCAGUGAAACUGUCAAGGGACUCCCCCCGAAAGCGCGGGGGAAGAGGGUGACCAAACUGAGCAGAAAGCAGAAGGCUGCAGCUGACGCUAGUAGCAGCUGUCAGCAGGACCGAGUGGUAGAGGAGACCAAACAAAGAAGUUGCAGAGCAAAGAGUGCUCUGGCCAGGUUUGACCUGAUUCACUCCCCAAUUGAGAGGAACUUAAGUUCCUCGAGCAAGCGGGGAUGGAGAGACUCCUCCGACCUCACCUUUGACGCCAGCUGUGACCUGUUUGAAUACUCAGCCGACGUGUCCAAUAGUGGCAGCUGUGCUACCGACAAGCCUGCCCGCAGGAAUCCCCAGGGAGCAUCCUCGGAUGACAGCGUGUUCGGGUCUCCUGAGGUGUUCCCUCCCUCACGGGAGAAAACAUGCAACCACAGCCAUGUUAAUGCCAGCACUCCGAAUGACAUGAGAACUUGCACUAAUAAGAGCUUAGGCAUCGAUCUGUGGACAAGACGGGUGACCAGAUCAAGCCAUCAGAAUAUUGAAAUUACCAGGAAUUGUUCUAUCAACCGGGCCAGACAUGUUGAGACGGAAAGUCCAGUUUUAAUUCCUGUCCAGAAUGCCACUCAGAGGGACGGAGAUGGCCAUAGGGCAAACUGUGGGUGUUCCUCUUGCAAGACUGGAGAGCUGCAAAGCAUGGACCUCAUAGAUCUCACGAACGACAUCUCUGUGCUUGGUCUAAAUGGCAUUAACCGGGCCGAAGGGAGACCCCAGCUGUUCAAUAGCAAUGACAGUUCGCUUGACCUAGUCAUCAGUCCUUGCUCUGUGGUCAUCGCGCCCUUGUCGGGAGAUGAUCUGAGACGCCACUCCUCAUCAUCAGCACUCUCUUGUCAGAGAGGAAAGCCAACUGUCAGUGAAGAAGUGGAAAAUGAGGUUGAGACGCUAGUGAGGAAGGGAACUUUUACCACUCCCAACUGUUCCAAGAAUCUACUGCUUUCUGACAGCUACUGCCUUAGGUUCAAGGAUGCCCUGACACCAGUGAAGAGCAAGGCUACCGGCCGGUUCAUCACUGCUCGGCAGAAAGUCCUCCAGCAGUGUGACCAGGCGUGUCCCGUACCCUUCAGCCAGGGUAUCCCCAGGGCUAUGAUGGAGGGGUGCAUCAAAAUUGGAGAAGGGGUCUACGGGGAGGUGUUCAGGACCGUCAAUCCCCAGGGCCACACUGUGGUGCUUAAGAUUGUCCCGAUAGAGGGGGACUUCCAAGUGAACGGGGAGCAACAGAAAUCAUUUGAAGAGAUCCUUCCGGAAAUCGUCAUCUCAAGGGAGUUGAGCGCCCUCAAUGAAGUUGAAGGCGGCCAAAGCGCCACAGGCGGGUUCAUUGCCGUCAGUGGUGUGUCUUGCUGUCAAGGCCGCUACCCCGAGACACUGCUGGAUCGCUGGGAUGAGUACCGCUGCAGAAAGGAAUCGGAGAAUGACAGGCCAGAUUGUUUCCCCAAAGACCAGUUGUUCAUUGUGUUUGAAUUCGCCGAUGGUGGAGUGGACCUCGAGAACAAAAAGCUUGAGACUGUCCAUCAGGCUGUCAGCAUCUUCCAGCAGGUCGCGCUGUCCCUCGCCGUGGCUGAGCAGUCCCUAGCGUUUGAGCAUCGGGACCUGCACUGGGGCAACGUCUUGGUUCUCCCGACCCCCAGGAAGCAGCUCAGCUUCUUGCUGGAGGGGGAAGAGGUCAGGGUGGUGUCCCAUGGGGUGCAGGCGGGGAUCAUCGAUUUCACCCUGUCACGACUCGAGAAAGAUGGUUGCACCGUGUACUGUGAUCUCUCCACCGAUGAAACCCUCUUCACCGGCCGCGGCGACCUGCAGUUUGAUGUGUACCGGAAGAUGCAAAGUGAAAACAGCAACAACUGGGAGCCCUGGAACCCCCACACCAACGUGCUGUGGCUGCACUACCUCCUGGACAAGCUCCUCAACGCCAAGGCCUACCCACGGGCGGGGCGGGCGGGGUCAGACUCCGGCCAGUCCACCCUGCGCCGGGAGCUCCGCGGCCUGGCCCGCCACCUGCUGGGCCACCUCUCAGCCUUGGAGGUCGUCCGGGAGAGCGGCCUGCUGGAACUCUGAGUCACGAGGGACGAGCGGUCUCCGCCCGAUGGACUUGAAGUCUUCGAACAUCGGGGAACAUCACAAAGGAAGACUUUGGAAAAAUUGUUUCAACGAUGUCUGCAUCCAGUCUUGUUUAGAUCUCGAAAAGGCCUGUUGUUACUACAGGAAAUUUUUCCUGUGAAUACUGUUUGUGAUUAGCAAUGUUGCUUUAGUUAAACCUCACUUUGAACUCAAACCGAUGAAACACAAUCAAGGAAGAAAUGCCAAUGUAGUUGGAUAUGCAUGUUGAUGAAUCAUCGCUGUAGUAUUCAUUAAUCACUGAAGAAGUAACUUGAAUGUUGAGAGCACCUUGAAAAUCAUGACUACUCCCUGAAUUGUAUACGUGUUCGUAGAUGUACAAGCGCUUGUGCUGAGUUUUUAAUCUGUAUAAUUUGUCUCUUCGUUGAAAGCCAAAAACAUUAAUACCAGCGAUUCACAAUGGUGCGCGUCCAAGACUUCGCGACCUGUCAACCCAAUGCUCGCUUGGAGAGGGUCAACAGAUUUCGCGCAUUGUGAUUGGUCAACGCGUUGCAAACUCUUGGAGGCACACUAUUUUGAAAUGUCCGUAUCGGCUCUUCUUUUGUUCUCUCAGUGUGUUGCAAUAUGCAGGCUGAACACUCUUCGGAGUUCCAUUAAAAAGUGAUUCAGUAGCACGAGCUCAUUUGCAUCUUAGAA